UGUACCAGAUUGUAAAAUGGUUCAAUUUAAUAGUAUGGUUUUAUUCGUUUUUGAAUAGUUGCUAAUGUUCAUAAUUGAAAUUCUUAUAAUUUAUCUUACUUUCGAGUAAGUUUACUGUCGGAAACAAGAAGCCAACUAAUGCACGAUUUCGAUACAAAAUUUUUUCAACAGGAACUUCUUCCAUUCGCACAUUCCACGACAGAGUUGCGGAGAAGUUAUGUGCACAUAGGAUUCUACAUCAGUGAUACUAGUGAGAUACGCAGUUGUAGCUCUGGCCAAAAGCGUAACUUAUCAUGGUACUCCUGUUACGAAAAUAUCUGCCAUAGUGACAUUGUAAAAUUCGCCGAAAACAGCCUAAUCAACGUUCAUGACUCUAUAGGAUUACCAUGGUGGGCCUGUAUCGCGGUGUCAACGCUAGGGCUUCGAAUAACAACAUCUUUGCCUUUGGCUGUUUAUUCACAAUAUAUUUCCGCAAAGCUAGCGAAUCUCGAACCUGAAGCACUUGAGUUGAAAGAAAAGUUACUAUAUCAAGUAAAACUUGCUGAACGGAAGUAUGGCCUUUCCAACGCAGUAGCAAAGGCAACGUUCAAUCACACUCUAAAAGUACGUAUUUUGGAACUGUACCAACGCGAAAACUGCCAUCCAGCGAAAUCUACAAUUACUGUAUUAACUCAAAUACCCCUCUGGAUUACGUUUUCUUUGGCACUAAGGAACACCUCCAUCAAGUCACUUCAAGGAGUGCACGCUUUGGAAUCAUUUCAACACGAAGGCCUUCUUCAGAUAUCUAAUUUAGCGCUUCCGGAUCCGACGUUCAUUGUACCUAUUUGUACGGUUUUUAUCAAUCUCUUUAACAUCCAGUUAUACAGCUUACGAAGCAACGCACCUGUUUUUGGCUGGAACCGAAUUAUCAGUAAUGCAUUUCGUCUAAGUGCAAUCGUGUUUCUUCCGAUUGCAGUUGUAACUCCAUCUGGCAUCACAUUGUAUUGGCUAUGCAGCGCGUUAACAGCAACAGCUCAAAACCUCCUCCUAAUGUCGCCUCGAUUUCGACGAUUGUGCAAAGUCCCGCAAACUAAGAAGGAAUCUAAACAGCCAUAUGUUACAAUCAUCGAAAAUUUACGCCGGCAAUUACCUUUUAUAAAACCAAUGAAAAAAUAAUAGGUGUUACAGCUU
Molecule: messenger RNA, 1170 nt
Organism: Varroa destructor (honeybee mite)
Lineage: Eukaryota; Metazoa; Arthropoda; Arachnida; Mesostigmata; Varroidae
Product: cytochrome c oxidase assembly protein COX18, mitochondrial
Biological process (GO): protein insertion into mitochondrial inner membrane from matrix; mitochondrial respiratory chain complex IV assembly
Cellular component (GO): mitochondrial inner membrane
Molecular function (GO): membrane insertase activity
Source: RefSeq, a predicted model, not a curated record